UUUGUUUUGUAUUUAUCCUUUCUUCGUCUUCUUUGUCGUUCCUACUGGUUUAGCGACUCAUCUCUGUCUUUGAAUAGGUUUAUUACUACCUCAAGUCGACCAUAUCUCAUCCCCAAUGGCUAUGCAAUCCGAAUAUGAAAUUACUACUCUGUAUCAAGAAGCUCAGAUCCGGUGGUUGAAACCUCCUGAGGUGCUGUUCAUAUUGCAGAAUCAUGAAAGAUUGACGCUUACACAUACGGCACCUCAAAGGCCUACAAGUGGGUCUUUGUUUCUUUUCAAUAGAAAGGUUCUUAAAUUCUUCCGUAAAGAUGGCCAUCAAUGGCGGAGAAAAAAGGAUGGUAGAGCUAUUGCAGAAGCACACGAACGACUUAAGGUGGGAAACGUUGAUGCUUUGAAUUGUUAUUAUGCGCAUGGAGAGCACAGUCCCACUUUUCAGAGGCGUAUCUACUGGAUGUUAGAUCCGGAAUACGAGCAUAUUGUCCUUGUUCAUUACAGGGAUGUAAUCAACCUAAAAGAGGUGACUUCUCCGAUAAGCCAUAGUUGUUCUGGUUCAGGGAUAACCGAUGACGAAAAAUUCGAAGCCGCAGAUGUUGGCUGUAGGGACCCAUUCGAAGAAUUAAAAGCUUUCUUUGAAUUUCUCAAAAACAGCAAACCUCCGCGUUCUUUAUCUGACUGCACUGCCAAUGACGCCGUUGAAUUUCUCCGGCGCAUGCCCUCUGACAAAGUUGAAGCCGUCGUUAGAAGCGUCAGCGGCGACACCUUCAAAAGAAUAUUAGGAAGCCACAACGAAAAUCCUUUUGACAGCCAAAUUGUAAGAACAUUCUUGAUGGAGCUUGCGGAAGAACAGACUAGUCAAAAAGAAUUUUUCAAGAACAUGCUCAGUCACCAUACCAAGGAGGAUCUCUUUGAGAUGCGUUUGAAAACCAACGAUGUUGAUAACGUUGACUCUCUCAUCAUCACCGAUGAGGACGCCAGGAAUUACUUUCCCUUCACCAACUUCCAGGGAGGUACCGAGAGCCUCAUUCGAUUUGAGGACCAGGAUGGCAAAGGAUGGCUGUUUGGCUACUCAUACCACAACAUCGGGAGUCAGUGUGAAUUUACCAGAGGUUGGAGCAGGUACGUUAAGGAAAAUCAGCUUAGUGUUGGAGAUUCUGUUUUCUUCCAACGACACCGUAUGGAUAGCAGCAAGUUCUUCAUUGGCUGCAGAAGGCACAACGCUGGCGCUGCUCCCGCAAGUUCUUCUCAGAGUGCAGCUCUGAAUCCAACAUCACCGGCUACAUCCAAAAUGAAGCUAGAAUUGAGAGAGAAACUCAAGGAAGUGGAAAUUCCUUUUCAGCAAGGAUUGCCUGAGCAUAGCAUUACAGGGUCUGACCCUAUAUUAGUAAUUUCUUGUGGUAAAAACCAAGACUCUGAGGAGACAUACUUCAUCAGCUGCAUCUAUAAUGAGUUAUGUCGGCGUGGCUUCACCACUUGUAGCUAUGAUCUAGACAGGAGCACAAUGACUGGGGAUCCGGAUACGCUAUACAGAUCACGUGUUUGUAUUAUGAUUAUCACGAUGAACUAUGCUCGUUCCAGAGAGUGCCUGGCUAAAUUCACAGUGAUCAUGGGCCAUUUAGAAGCAAUCAACCUUGCGCUUCUGCCUGUGUUUUUUAAUGUAAUUCCUGGCUCUUUUGAGAAUUCAGUACAUGCAUUCGAAGUUCAUAAAUGGAGGAAGGCCAUGAAUAAAUUAUUUGUCUACAAUGGAAAGCAGUAUAUAAAGGGGGAUGAGUGUAUGCUUGCCAAGAUUAUUGUAAGAGAUGUCAGCUUGUUGAUUGGUUUUGAAGCCGGCAGGAACCUAAUUGGAAUCAAGCUUCUAUUAGGGAGUAUCUUGCCAUUAAUACAUUGUCAUCAACCUUCAGCCCCACAGAUUGUUGGACUUUGGGGUAUGGCUGGUAUAGGGAAAACGGCUAUCACAAGAGAAAUAUAUAGAACGCAAGCUCAGAGAUAUGACCUGAGUUACUUUCUGCCAGACUUGCAUCUAAUGUGUCAAACAAAAGGGUUGAGUCAUCUGCGUGAUGAUUUCUUCUCAAAAAUCUUUGGGGAAGAAAGAGUUUUUAUAGACACAUAUGAUACAAAAAUAAGUUUCACAAGGAAUAGGUUUCUUGAUAAAAAGAUUCUCAUUGUUCUUGAUGGUGUGAGUAAUGUUAGAGAUGCAGAAGUCGUGGUUGGAGGUUUUGGUUGGUUUUCUGGUGGACAUACAAUCAUCUUAACAUCUAGGAAUAGACAAGUUCUUGUACAGUGUAAGGCCAACGAGCUUUACGAAAUUCCGAAGCUAUCCGAGUAUGAAUCAUAUUGCCUUUGCUGCCAGUUUGCCACUGAACAAAAAUGGAAGGCAAGGAGGUCAUUGAUCUCGGAGGUGUUGAACUAUGCUAGUGGCAUUCCAUUGGCUCUGCGAGUCUUAUGUUCGGCUUUACAAAAGCAAUGUAUUAAUGAUGAGAAGCAACAUCUUAGAAGAUUGCGUCAACAUCCUCCAAUCGAGAUUCAGGAUGCAUUUCGAAAUAGUUUUAAUGAACUACAUGACAACGAGAAGGAUAUAUUUUUGGACCUGGCAUGUUUUUUCAGAGGGGAGAAUAAAGAUUAUGUGGUGAAAAUCCUUGAUGGUUGUGGUUUUUUCACAGAUUUAGGAGUCCAUGCUUUGAUUGAUGAGUCUCUCAUUAGCCUUGUAGACAAUAAGUUAGAAAUGCCUAAUUUUUUUCAAGACAUGGGUCGAUUUGUUGUUUGCCAAGAAUACGAAGCGGCAGGCAAGCGUACCAGAUUGUGGGAUUCUAAUGACAUUGCUGAUGUGCUGACAAACAAAACAGGAACAGAAGCAAUAGAAGGCAUAUUUCUGGAUAUGUCUGGCUUGUCAUUUGAGUUGAGUCCUGCUGUAUUUGAGAGGAUGCAUAGACUUAGAUUGCUCAAGAUCCACUGUCCAACUUCUGAAAACGAUUGCAAAGUUUGUUUACGUGAAGGCCUUUACUCUUUGUCUGAUGAGCUACGGCUACUACACUGGGAAAGAUAUCCUCUAGGAUCUUUACCUCGGAACUUCAAUCCUAAAAAUCUAGUAGAAUUGAACAUGCCAUAUAGCAACAUGACAAAGCUAUGGAAAGGAACAAAGAAUCUUGAGAAGCUAAAUCGGAUUAUUUUGAGUCACUCCCGACAGUUGAAUAAAUUCCCAAGGCUUUCAAAGGCGAAGAACCUUGAGCAUAUUGAUCUUGAAGGAUGUACGAGUCUGGUUAAAGUCAACUCAUCUAUUCUUCAUCAUCACAAGCUUACUUUCUUGAGUCUGAAAGAUUGUUCUCAUUUGCGGAUUAUGCCUGCCACGGUUCAUCUGGAAUCUCUUGAAGUUCUUAAUCUAUCUGGCUGCUCAGAUCUUGAGGACCUUCAUGAUUUCUCACCAAACCUGAAAGAGCUAUAUCUAGCUGGUACUGCUAUUAGAGAAAUGCCACCAUCAAUCGACGAGCUCACUAGACUUGUUACAUUAGAUCUGGAGAAUUGUAAAAGACUUCAGCACCUGCCACCGGGUAUAAGUAAUUUGAAAGUCAUUGUGACACUUAAGCUGUCUGGCUGUUCAAAUCUAAGAAAUCUUCCAAUUCCUGACACAUUCUUUCUACGAGAUUCACAACGUCUUCAAAGAAAGAUAACCACUGAAGAAUAUGUGCCGUUAAAACUUCACUCUGCUAUGCAAGAAUCAAGAGAUGUUGUAGAAGAAAUUUUAUCGGCAUUUGAAUAUCUAUCAAGCAAGGGAAUACCACAAGAAAGCUGGCCAUGGGUCACUAUCACUCCGUUACCCUCAUCAAUUCUACACUCAUUGGCGUCAAGAUUAAAUGCCUUAGUAACUUUGUUUCUGUGUAAGUCGUACCUGGUGGAUAUAACUGACGAGUUAUGCCGGCUUACUUCAUUGAAGGCACUGGAUCUUGGUGGAAACUCGUUUAGCCAAAUUCCUGAAAGCAUUAAGGAGCUUCGUAAACUACACAACCUCAGAUUACGCCAUUGUAAAAACCUCACAUCAUUACCAGAGCUUCCCAGUAGUCUAAAAUUUUUGAAUGCACAUGGUUGUGUGGCUCUUAAGUCUAUAAGCUUAGAGCAGUUUCCAAGGCACUACACAUUCAGUAAUUGCUUUGCGCUGUCCCCAGAAGUUUUCAGAAAGUAUAUGAAAAGAGCUCUAGAUAGUGUUGAAGUCAUGGCCAAGGGGCAUCAACAGGAACACAACAACCCGCUUGCAUUCAGCAUCUGUAUACCUGCCUAUGCGGGUCACGAGUUCUCAUUUAAUUUUAGAGCUGGUUCAUCUGUGAUGAUAGAGCUAACCCCUGGCAUGCUUAGGUCUCUCUCAGGCUUUACUUUAUCUGUAGUAGUUGAAUUUCGGGAUAAUUAUCGCAAUGUUGCUGGUUUUGGCAUCAAGUGCAUAUGCAGGAAAGCCAGAAGAGACCUUUCACCUAGAUUAGAGAGAAUUUUCCAUUGCUGGGCUCCAAAGGAAGCUCCCACUGUUCGGAAGGAUCAUAUGUUUGUUUUUGGCAAUGCGAAAAUGCAUCCUGCUGAUGGAAUUGACCAUGAUUUCCUGGCCGGUUGGCUUACCUUCGAAUUCCAUCCUGUCAAUUGGAAGAACAAACUUCUAGAUGAUAGCUGCACGGUGAAAAGAUGCGCAGUGUAUUUAAUUACCACGACAACAUGUGAUAAGACCCAUGGCGCAAAGCGUCCCUCUUCAAUGAAUUUAGAGGAGAUUUCAAGCGUGGAGCAUCUGGCACCACCAUAUAAGAGAUGUCGUUUGAAGAGAGUUAUUGAAUCUGUUAUCCUAAACUUGAGAAAAAGGAAAAGGGAAAAUAGUGUCUCUGAUAAGAAGAACAUAUCCCAUACUAGGCCUUCAAUCAAUCCCAAACAAGUCUAAAGGUGAGGGUGCCCAUGUGACUUUGUAAGGCACCAGUUGAUCCCACCUCUAACCAUUAACCAGUUUGGGGGGAGGGAUUUACCAGUCUCUAGACUACAAACCUUGCAGAGGUUCAGCUUGAUGCCUCUUACAGGUCUUUUUUGUGGAUUGCCUCGAGGAAAUAUUUUCCCAGAAAGACCCGGGCAACCUGAAUACGCAUAUUACAUGAGCACGGGAGAGCGUAAAUGUGAUAGUGUUUGUGAAGAAAUUUAAUCAUCUGUGACUGAGAAACCCCUGUCCCUGAGAUUUACUAAACCCCCAUAGGUUUCCCACGAUGGCCGGUAAGCCACUUCAGAAAGCUAUCCACCAAUGCAUCUUGUUCAAGUUAAUGACAAAAACGCAUCCGUACUAGCUUGAAACUGGUCCAAUGAAGUUAAAACUUGAUGUCUGUUCUUAUCUCAGCUUCUGUGUGGAAGAAACAGCGUCAUGAGUCCUGUCCGUUUUAACAUCCUAUGUGGGUGUUAACGUACUAGAAGAACGCAUGUUCCAUUCCUUCCAAGAGUCCGCACAUGGAUAUGCUGAGAUUUGAUUCAUUUGGAUCUGCAUUCUUGAGUCUACCGUCGGAUAAGCUUCUAGAAACAUCAACUGAGAAAGCCAAAUGACUGUGUCUGAGGCAAGACAAGCAACCGCUGGUAAAGGCGUCAUUGAUACAGACCAGGAAGAAAGUCGUGUAAGAUCCAUAUAAGUCGUUGGUUGAUGAUUGGUAAUGCGGGAAUCAAUAUAAGUCGUGUUUAAUUAUCUCAACUCGCAAGCAUCAUUUGUAUUAUAAAGGUGAAAGUUAGUCGUACAUGAGCAGAGAUGAAACUAUAGUCAGAAGUGAGGUACUAAUUAAUACGUCAAAGUUCAAAGUAGCCGUAUGUAUGAGAAAGAGGGAUAAAAGAUAUUACUUUUGGUCAUA
Messenger RNA from Camelina sativa (false flax), 5840 nucleotides. Its product is annotated as disease resistance protein RRS1. Gene Ontology annotation, molecular function: ADP binding; DNA binding; protein binding. Lineage: Eukaryota; Viridiplantae; Streptophyta; Magnoliopsida; Brassicales; Brassicaceae. Gene Ontology annotation, biological process: signal transduction; defense response. The record is from RefSeq and is a predicted model, not a curated record.